Messenger RNA from Rubroshorea leprosula, 2774 nucleotides. The record is from the annotation of a GenBank genome assembly. Lineage: Eukaryota; Viridiplantae; Streptophyta; Magnoliopsida; Malvales; Dipterocarpaceae.
AGUUUUAGAGAUUAGCCUUCCUUAGUUCUCCUUCGCUGAACUAUUUUCCUUUUUCUGGACCUCGCCAACCGCGGCGCGCGUUCCUUAUCUGCUUCGUGGAGCGUACGCUGUUCCAAUGCCCGGAAAGUCAAAGAAAAUCACUCAGCUUUCCCGUGUAGCGGAAGCAUCGAUUGCAAAGGAAUUCAUUUUCAGUCCGAAGAUCGUUGUACCCACGAGCGUUUAAUAAUUCUUUCAACGGAAACGGCUAUCUUCUGCGGAUGGAUCUCCACAAAACCGUCGAUUUUGCCCGGAAUUUGGCUGUCUUGGUCAGAGUUCAAGGGCCUGACCCCAAAGGGCUGAAGAUGAGGAAACAUGCGUUUCAUCAAUACCAUUCUGGCAAAACCAUACUAUCAGCUUCUGGGAUGCUUUUGCCUCGUACCCUCUACGAUAUUGAGGUGGCUAAGCGUCUUUGGGAUGGGGACAUUGGUCAAGGGUCGGUGUUGGUUUUGACUGUUGCUUCCGUUAUUGAGCCUUUUCUGACUCUUCAACACAGAGAGAAUAUUUCUCAGGGUCGACCUGAGUUGAUUCCUGGUGCUGAGAUUGGUAUUAUGUUAAAGGGAAAAUCAGGAACGAAUACAGAUGAAGUGGCUCCUUCCUGGCUGGCAGCCCAACUACUGAAAAUGGUUGAUGUUCCUGCAUCUUCCCUUGCUCUCCAAUCACUUUUUGAAGCUUCUUCAGGCUCAACAGAGCAUGGUUGGGAGGUUGGUUGGUCACUGGCUUCUUCUGAUAGGAGUCACCAGCCCUUAAUGGAUGUUUUUCAGACCCAGACAGAGGAUGCUGGCAAACCUUUCAUGGAGAGACAGAAGCCGGUGAUCGGGGAACCAAGCAAUCCUAAUCUGAUAGGCAGGUCAAUUACUAGAAUUGCUGUUCUUGGAGUUAACUUAUUCCAUGAUCCACCAAAUAUUGGGCUAUCCCAUCUGAAUGAAAGGGGAGAAUUUCUCCUGGCAGCAGGAUCUCCUUUUGGUAUCCUCUCGCCAAUGCACUUCUUUAACAGUAUAUCAGUGGGAACUGUUGCCAACACCUUUCCACCAAAAUCACCAAACACUGCAUUGCUGAUGGCUGACAUUCGUUGUCUUCCUGGAAUGGAAGGUGGUCCAGUUUUUGAUAAACAUGCUUUGGUUGGUAUCUUGACUAGACCAUUGAGGCAGAAGAAUACUGGUGCUGAGAUUCAGCUUGUGAUUCCGUGGGAAGCCAUUGCAACUGCUUGCAGUGACUUGCUGCUGAAGGAGCCCAAAAAUGCAGAAAUGAAGGUUCCUAUUAAUCAGGGAAACUUAAAUGCUGUAGGGAAUGAAAAAUUAUCUAAUAGCCACCACUCCAAUGGGCCCUGCUGUUACAAUUACAAGCAGCCUAGUUCAGCAUGCUCUACACAAUUAUCUAUUGAGAGGGCCAUGGCUUCUGUAUGUCUUAUUACAAUUGAUAAUGGGGUAUGGGCAUCAGGUGUUGUUAUCAAUAAUCAAGGCCUGAUACUCACAAAUGCUCACUUGUUGGAACCCUGGAGGUUUGGAAAAACAAACAAUGGUCAAAGAAGUGGAAAUGAAAAUGAGUCUCCAUUUCCUCCUGAAGAAUCAACCUCUUCUGGGCGUAAUGGACUCAAUUGGUACCAAAGAAGUCAGGGACCACAACCAAUUGCUCUGAAGAUUGGAGAUGCUUCCAUGACUCAUGAAUACAGUGGAUAUAAAUUGGGUUCAUGUUACCAAGGGAAAAUAAGCAUACGCGUCCACCUUGAUCAUCAGGACCCCUGGAUAUGGUGUGAUGCUAAGUUAAUCUAUAUUUGCAAGGGAUCUCUGGAUGUUGCACUUCUGCAACUUGAUUAUGUCCCUGAUCAGCUUAGUCCUAUCAUUGUGGAUUUUGGUGAACCAUUUGUGGGAUCAAAGGUGCAUGUUAUUGGACAUGGACUACUGGGACCAAGAUGUGCCUUGUUGCCUUCUGUUUGCUCUGGAGUGGUGGCAAAAGUAGUCAAAACAAUGAUGCCCUCUCAUUACAAAUCUUUACUAGUGGGGGAUUCAGAGUUUCCAGCAAUGCUUGAAACAACAGCUGCUGUUCAUCCUGGUGGUAGUGGUGGUGCUGUUGUCAAUGCAGCAGGUCAUAUGAUUGGGCUUGUUACAAGCAAUGCGAGGCACAGUGGAGGGACAGUUAUACCACAUCUAAAUUUCAGCAUUCCAAGUGCAGUUUUGGCACCCAUCUUUGAGUUUGCAAGAGACAUGCAGGACUUUUCACUUCUUCAAAAUCUGGACCAACCAAAUGAACACCUUUCCUCAGUAUGGUCAUUGAUGCCACCAUCGCGUCCCAGGCCAGGGCCUAAUCUCCCAGAGUCACGGCUGGAAGACAACAACAACAAAGAAGGGAAGGGUUCCCGUUUCACUAAAUUCAUAGCUGAAAGGAAUGAGCUAUUGAGAAGACCGGAAGAACCAGGCAAAGAAGAAAGGCUUCCAAGUGGAAAGCUUCCUAGUAAGUUAUGAACGCCAUGCAUGUUUCUUGCCCUCUGUAAGAAAGCAAGAAUUUUGGGCAGCAAUGUUGAAUCAUGUUGUGCAAGCCGCCGUUGUAAUUGGUAAUGACUUCCAGCUUGCCUGAACUCAUCAUGUGUAUUAGAUAAAGCACAAGUGGUUGUGCCUGAACUUGAAUUCUGCAUACCGGCGUGAGAUAUUUUAUUUGUAAUCCUGCAUUUUUCAAAUCAGUGUUGAGCUGUAGAGAAAAAUAAUCACUAUGCAUUUGCAAAAAAAAGUAUUCCAAUUUAU